Molecule: messenger RNA, 2824 nt
Organism: Paramuricea clavata
Lineage: Eukaryota; Metazoa; Cnidaria; Anthozoa; Malacalcyonacea; Plexauridae
Source: the annotation of a GenBank genome assembly
AGAAUUUUUUGUUGAACUUGGUGGUGCAAAAGGUCUUCUUUUUGUUCAGUGUGAUAAUGGUGAAGCGAACUUCAACUUAAUUGCCUGUUGUCGAUAUCUUGUUGAUGACACCCGGCGUCGUACACUAGAAAUAAUGAUUGGACAUUCUGUGAAACCUAUCCAUAUUAUCUUUAUUAUUCAAUUUCCGAAGAUUGCAGGGGGAUGUCAACAUUUUGUAGGAUUUCAAGGUGGAAAGUGGCAGUCAGUUCAUAUUGACGAACUUCUUGAAUCGAAUGAACAACUUCCACACAUUGAACAGCUUGUAAAUCGCUCAGUAAGUGAUUUGUUUCUGCCAGCAAACCUUUCAAGAGUUGAGGACAUUGAAGACAUAGCAGGUGAUCAAAAUGUUGACGCUAGUUCACCUAAUGGUAGCGAAGAUUUAAGUCCAGAGAGUACAAAGGUAAAAGAAGCAUGCGGUAUAUUAUAUAAAAACUUUUCAUUUGGCUCAAAGUAGAAAAUUACUAGGCCUAAAUUAUGUUUUAUGAAAGUCCAGUAGCGACCUUUGUGAAGUAUUGGUUAGAGUACAAUAUGUGAGCUAUAUUAGAAGUUUGCUUGGCGCUGAAUGUAUGCAACGCGCACAAUUGUACAAUGCGCGACUUCCACUAAGGUGUCACGUGACAAAUUCGAGUCAUUUAUCAUGGCAACGAAAAACAAAAAGGUAUAUUUAUAAUGUUAAAAGCUGACAUCAACCUGUCUUUUCACAUGUUUGUUGAAGUUAAGAGCAAAACACUGUUUUUAACAUAUUUCGCAUGUCCAUCACCGCUGCAUGGUCAUUGUUUUCCCUAAGGCAUUGCAAUUUGUAUUUUGUUUUAUUAGCCCGCCUGCACUUUAGUGCAGAAGAGCUAUUUCCGUAGUCUGCGUCCGCGUUUAUACACUAGAUGAUAAGUUGAAUGAUAAAAUACCCCCGCUUUAAUUAGAAAUUAAACGAGACUUACCAUAAAAAUUCUACCAAAUCACUGAUAGUACAUAAAUGUUGCACGCAUCGCCGUAGAUCAGCUUUAGAAGACAUUUUGUGGUCACUCGAAAGAGACCAAUGAAAACAUAUUCAAUGCAGAACUAAAAGCUGUUAAGCUUAAACGAGCUGAGCUGAGGUGGGUAUGUAGAGCGUCGAAUGGUAUUAUGGGCAUGUUAACCCUGUUGUACUAUUAGUGAUUUGGUAGAAUUUUUAUCCAACCUCAACUUUAGAUAAACCUCGUUUAAUUUCUAAUUCUAACAAAUCACUAUACGUGCAUCCGGGUUACCAUGAGAUUUUAAAACAGUAAGCACGAAAUGAUGCCUCCGCAGAAGAAACAUGUUAUUUUACACUCCCUAACAGGCCGGCCGAGAGGUUGCACGGGGCCCGGAGCCAAACUUUCCCAGAGACCCGUAUGGCUUCAUAAUUGUAAAACGGAAGAAGCAGUGUUUUACAGUAUAUUACACUUUAUUGCAAUUAUCCGGCGCUAACGCAGCUAGGAUUAAUUUUCUCAGUAUCACGAAAUUUUAAGGGCCUUCGUUGCUUUGGAACUUCCUUUUGAGCUAGGGGUCCGGGCAAAGUGCUCCUUGAUCACUUCACUUCCUUCUCUCAGCGGCCCUAUUUUCUAAUACCUUAAGAAAUAAUUGUAUACUCUCUUUUCAAAACGGUUAAACUCAUUUGGUUACAGAAACUGACUUAUUGUUAUAGAAUUUUCGGAAUGUCGACUUUUUUCAAACUGGCUGUGGCAUAAAAUUACGUCCACCUGUACUGGCGUAGUCGCUUUGCUGGUUCAAGCGGAUAUAAUGCUGUGAGCUGAAAAUUGUGUCAUGUUGACACCUGUUUGUCCUACCAAUGUUUUUAUCCACCGUCCAAUAGUCGAUGCUGUCACAGACCGUACGACUUAAUAACUUUUUAUAUAAUGAUAUAAUAUAAUAAUAUAACAUUUUAUACACAACAUGCAGCUUCCUAUCAGUAUAGUCGUACAGAGAUAGAUUUCCAAAAACACGACCAAGUCGGUCUUGUUUGAUGUGUUUAGUAACAACAAACAGAUACAAAUUCCCCGUCAUGUACAAAUACUCUGCAGAGAUGUCCAGAAAGGUCAAAGCCUGACAUCUUUGUCGAAUAAUAUUGGCCAUCGAUGUUGCCAAUUUCAGCGUAAGUUUCUUCAGAAAUAAUUUUUCUAAUGGCCAUAAUUUGAACAAUUAGUCACGGACAAGGUCAACCGGCUAAGUAGAAUGAUACUUUGGGACAGAAAAAAUAAGAUUAGAUUAGGAUUUGAUUAAGAUUUGGGGUUAGGGUUACAGCUCAACAUGUAUCGCGAAUUUAUUCUAUUAAUAAAUUCGGACCUGUUUAAAUUAACGAUUUACUCAUAUAGUAAAUUCAAAGGUGGAACUCAUGCUGGGUUUUUUCUGUCUGUUACUUGAUAAAUCGAUCAAAAUUAAGCUUGUUAAGCUCUUCCACUUCUAUUUUAAGUUCAUCCCUAAACAGAUAGGUUGAAAUAGCUAUUGUUAAUAUUAUUGAACUAUAAUUCUGCUUAUUAAGAUCAGGAGAAAUCAACUAUCAGUGUUUCAUGUUAACUUCACUAUGGCUAUUGGAAGGUGCUCUGAUACGAUUAAAGUAGAUUUACGAUAGUAACAGUAUCAAUUUAAUUUGUUUAGGAUUUCAAUGAAAAAGAAGUUGAUCACGACAAAAUUGAACCACCACUAUUGUUAAAAAACUGCCUGCAAGCUGCAGCGGCAAGAAUUUAUGAUGAGUCAGCUGAGGUCGACAGGGCCAUGAAACGUAUUGUAAUAUUGCUUGAAUGGUUGCCCGAAGAUGAUUCAGAAGAAACGG